This is a messenger RNA of Arthroderma uncinatum, 660 nucleotides long. Its product is annotated as methyltransferase. The transcript has 2 exons. Lineage: Eukaryota; Fungi; Ascomycota; Eurotiomycetes; Onygenales; Arthrodermataceae. Bases 1 to 660 code for a protein of 219 amino acids. The record is from RefSeq and is a predicted model, not a curated record. Gene Ontology annotation, molecular function: S-adenosylmethionine-dependent methyltransferase activity.
AUGAACGCCCCCUUCGUGUACUACUCCCUGGCUCUGGACUUGGGAGGUUUCGAAGUUACCAGCAACGAAUGGUCUUCGUUUAUGAACAUAGCAUACCGUUACGUGGAAGCCCUGUCGAACAGAAAUUCUGCAACAUUCUUCCCCUUCAUCGACUGGUGGUCUCACCAAGCAUCCACUGCCGACCUUUUACGUCCUGUCCAAUUCCCUGACGUCCUUCCCUCCAAUGCGAACAUGUCGUCUCACCCAUCUGUCCUCCAUAUAGAAGGAGACUUCACUUCUAUGCAUCAUGGCCUACCGCCAUCGGAGACCAAAUACGAUAUCGUUGUAACCCUGUUUUUCAUCGAUACUGCUAGAAAUUUGAUGUCCUAUUUCGAGACUAUACGCAAGUCGCUCAAAGAUGGAGGAACGUGGAUUAACCUCGGUCCAUUACUUUAUGGUAGCGCGCCGUUUUUGCAGCUUUCCUUGGACGAAAUUAUUGAUGUCUGUGAAGGCUUAGGGUUUGAGUUCCUUGAUACUGAUCCGAAGUGCGGAGAACUCACACUAAACGGAAAGAAGGCUCGAGGCACGACGGUACCAUAUGGGCUAAGUGAGAGAUCAUUAUCUAAAAAUGCGUACAAGGCGCAAUUUUGGGUUGCGAGGAAAACAAAGAAUGGCGUUUGA